Messenger RNA from Bombina bombina (fire-bellied toad), 3659 nucleotides. It is a transcript of the gene FYN, whose product is annotated as FYN proto-oncogene, Src family tyrosine kinase. Bases 540 to 2153 code for a protein of 537 amino acids. The transcript has 13 exons. The record is from RefSeq and is a predicted model, not a curated record. Lineage: Eukaryota; Metazoa; Chordata; Amphibia; Anura; Bombinatoridae. Gene Ontology annotation, molecular function: non-membrane spanning protein tyrosine kinase activity; ATP binding; signaling receptor binding. Gene Ontology annotation, cellular component: extrinsic component of cytoplasmic side of plasma membrane. Gene Ontology annotation, biological process: innate immune response; cell surface receptor protein tyrosine kinase signaling pathway; cell differentiation.
GAGUGCUGGAUCAUGAGGGAGUGAUACAGGAUCUGCUGGGGAAGACAGAUUUUCCCAUCAGUUAUUUUAUAUUGUGCAGCAUCCAAGCCUUUGCAUUUAUCUUAGUAUUAGGGAUAGAUCUGUUUACAUAGGGCAGCAUCCCCAGCACGGUGUGUGUGCUACUAGGUAGGCAGCGGUGUGUGAGCAGCCCAUACAGCCCCUCUUGGGUCUCACACACGCACACAGACACACAGAGGUGGAGACUGUGUUGCUGCUGUCACACAGCUCCUGAGCAGCACCAGGCUCUGCACUGAUUUGUCACAGCGCUGGGGACACAGACGCGGUUUAAGUCGUGGGGGGCAGCUUUGCUGUGUGUGAGCUCGGCCUUGUAAACCCCGCACACAGAACCGUGCAAGGGACCCCGGCAGAAACAAGCCAAGAUGAUGUGAAUACGAAUCCCAGGAAGGCCGGGCGACCACAGGAUCCCUACAACAGCUGUGCUGGAAGCAAUGUGGUGAAAUCAAGUUACAGUGGCUUAGGGAAAUAUUGGAAUUUAGAUAAUGGGCUGUGUGCAAUGCAAGGAUAAAGAAGCAACCAAACUAACAGACGAGAGAGACAACAGUUUAACGCAGAGCUUAGGAUAUCGCUAUGGGACAGACCCCACCCCACAGCAUUAUCCCAAUUUCAGUGUGACAUCUAUUCCAAAUUACAAUAAUUUCCAUGGGACAGCAGGACAGGGACUUACUGUUUUCGGAGGCGUAAACUCCUCUACUCACACAGGCACCCUUCGUACAAGAGGCGGAACAGGUGUUACACUUUUUGUGGCGCUUUAUGACUAUGAAGCAAGAACAGAAGAUGACUUAAGUUUUCAGAAAGGAGAGAAAUUCCAGAUACUUAAUAGCUCUGAAGGGGACUGGUGGGAAGCUCGGUCUUUGACGACUGGUGGAACUGGUUACAUCCCUAGUAACUAUGUGGCGCCGGUGGAUUCCAUACAAGCCGAGGAAUGGUACUUUGGAAAGCUAGGGCGAAAAGAUGCAGAGAGACAAUUAUUAUCCUUUGGAAAUCCCAGGGGUACUUACCUAAUACGUGAGAGUGAAACCACCAAAGGUGCCUAUUCAUUGUCUAUACGUGACUGGGACGACAUGAAAGGAGAUCAUGUCAAACACUAUAAGAUUCGGAAACUUGAUAAUGGGGGCUAUUACAUAACAACAAGAGCCCAGUUUGAGACUCUGCAGCAGCUUGUUCACCAUUAUUCAGAGAGAGCUGCUGGUCUCUGCUGCCGCUUGGUAGUACCCUGCCAUAAAGGAAUGCCGAGACUUACUGACCUGUCUGUCAAAACCAAAGAUGUCUGGGAAAUCCCAAGAGAAUCCCUACAGUUGAUCAAGAGACUGGGAAAUGGGCAGUUUGGGGAAGUCUGGAUGGGAACAUGGAAUGGAAACACAAAAGUGGCAAUAAAAACCCUGAAGCCAGGCACCAUGUCUCCAGAGUCCUUUUUAGAAGAGGCACAGAUAAUGAAGAAGCUUAAGCAUGACAAGCUUGUACAGCUAUAUGCCGUGGUGUCUGAGGAGCCCAUUUACAUUGUCACAGAGUACAUGAACAAAGGAAGUUUACUAGAUUUUCUGAAAGAUGGAGAAGGAAGAGCCUUGAAGUUGCCAAAUUUAGUAGAUAUGGCUGCACAGGUUGCCGCUGGAAUGGCAUACAUUGAGCGAAUGAAUUAUAUACAUAGAGAUCUGAGGUCUGCAAAUAUUUUGGUGGGAAAUGGUCUCAUUUGCAAAAUAGCAGAUUUUGGACUUGCUAGGUUGAUUGAAGAUAAUGAAUACACAGCAAGACAAGGUGCAAAGUUCCCCAUUAAAUGGACUGCACCAGAGGCAGCACUGUAUGGAAGGUUUACAAUUAAGUCAGAUGUCUGGUCAUUUGGUAUUUUACUGACAGAGCUGGUAACAAAGGGAAGAGUUCCCUAUCCAGGUAUGAAUAAUCGUGAAGUGUUGGAGCAAGUGGAGCGUGGUUACAGAAUGCCGUGUCCUCAGGACUGUCCCAACUCACUGCAUGAGCUUAUGCUUAACUGCUGGAAAAAAGACCCAGAGGAACGUCCCACUUUUGAGUAUCUACAGAGUUUUCUGGAAGACUACUUCACUGCCACUGAACCCCAGUACCAGCCUGGAGACAAUCUGUAAAGUUUUGCCUGCAUAAAGCUGUCACCAGGCCUCGUGCUUAGAAUUCGCUUCCAGUUUAAUGACUGUUUUCUGUAAGGAACUGUAUCUUCCAGUGCAGAUUGCACACUGGUGUGAAACUGAGAACUUCCAGGAAAAUUGUCCAUGACCACUUACGAUAAUAAUCUCUGAAUGUUCUCUUUUAAAGAAGAAAAAAAAAGGAGAAAAAAACUUAUUUCUCAAGCAAAGACUAUGAUGAUGCAUUGUAUUGAUGUUAUGUAAACUGCAAAACCUCUAUUACUUGUAAAUAUUAACUCUGUGCCAUACCCAAUCUCAAUGCUUUUCAGCUUGUUUUUUAAUGAAGUAGCCAUGUAAUUUUAACCAAUCAUCAUUUUAUUCCGCACAAAGUAUUACUUUUAAAAAAAAUCCCAUUUUAGUAUAAAAUAACUUUUUAUUUAAAAAUGUAGCUGCAUUUUUUUCUUUGUUUUGCUUUUUUUUUUUGUACAUGAAACUAUAAAUACGUAAAGCUGUACAUACAGACACUGAGUACAUUAUGUACAUACAUGAUACACAAGGGUGCUUUUGCAGAACUAACUUUUUGAAGAUCUUCCUCACAUAGAGGGAAAGAAAACCACAUUUCACUAAAAAAUGCUGAAAAUCAAAAAAGUUGCCCAUUAAUAUUUUAGGCCAAGUUAUUAUUUUUUUUAUUUUAUUUUUUUUUUAUUAUUUCUUUCAUCAUUAGAUUGCACUUUUGAAGAUUGUCAGUGGACAAAUAAGUAAUCCCAAAAUAUUGUGAAUUUGUAGACAGUGUGUUGGAAUACUGUAUGGAGUUAUGUUUAAAUCACCACUAAACAUAUGAUGCAAUUUGGUAUAUUCCAAAAUGGAGGCGCAUGCUGAUUAACAUGCAAUGUAUACCAAGGAUAUCGAAUGAUCGCAAUUGAAAUAUGUAGGAAGCUGUUUCUUCCCUACUGAAAAUAUUGAUAUAUUAUUCUGACAUCUCUAUAUAUUGUUAACCGAGUGAAAACAGGAACGUAAAUAAGAAAACAUUAAGCACUCAUCUUUGUCACAAGUUACCUAUGCUAAUAUAUUUUUUGAUAAAUGUCUUACAGUCCUUUUACUUCCCGAUUUAGCUGAAUACACAAGUGUAUAAUCUUUUGCCAAUCCUUAUUCCACCCACUGUCGGAAAUAACAGACAGAUCGUUUUUUGUUUUUUUUUCUAUGUAACAUUUACCAAUGUAAAAUGCGUCUUUUCAAUGUUAUCUGAUAAUGAAACUUAUUUCUACUUGUCUUUAGGAGUUCUCCAAUGGAAUUACUAUGCACUACGCAUUUCAUGGGGAAUGCACAUAACAAGUGUUUAUUUGUACCAUUCUUACAUUAAUUAUGUUUAACUUGAAAAGGUCCUCUCCAUUUGGUUUUUAAAUCAUUUUAUCUAUUUGAAAUCUUAACUAAUUUCCUGUUAUGUUUCCUUACAAUUUUACAUGAAAAAUCUGUUUAACUUUAUUAAUUUAGUAAUUAAAUCUGAACAUUUUA